This is a messenger RNA of Sclerotinia sclerotiorum 1980 UF-70, 1725 nucleotides long. RefSeq lists its product as hypothetical. Gene Ontology annotation, biological process: protein phosphorylation; regulation of mRNA processing; spliceosomal complex assembly. Gene Ontology annotation, molecular function: protein kinase activity; ATP binding. Bases 1 to 1725 code for a protein of 574 amino acids. Lineage: Eukaryota; Fungi; Ascomycota; Leotiomycetes; Helotiales; Sclerotiniaceae. The transcript has 5 exons. The record is from RefSeq and is a predicted model, not a curated record.
AUGAACGGAGAUCGGAUAAAGGCUUCUGCAAUUGCUAAAGCGAAGGAAUCUAUCACUAAAAAUUCGAAUGCGCAUGCUAUGAAAAAAAGGAAGAAAGAUUCGUUAAAACCAAUCAUCACAACCGAGCAAGACUCUGAAUCUUCCAAAAUGGCUUCUGUUCAAGCCCGUGCAGGAUCUACUUCGGGCACAAAUCGCGAUCCAUCAUCCUCUUCCUCUAGAGAAGACGCUGCAGAAACCACGGCUGACGAAGAAGAUUCCGAAGAUUACUGCAAAGGAGGUUAUCACCCAGUCCAAGUGGGUGAGAACUUCAAGGAUGGCAAAUACACCGUGGUUCGAAAGUUAGGAUGGGGUCAUUUCUCGACCGUGUGGCUUUCCAAAGACAACGUCACUCAGAAACAUGUUGCUUUGAAGGUUGUACGGUCCGCAGCGCAUUACACAGAAACGGCGAUAGACGAAAUCAAAUUACUGAAUAAGAUCGUGGGUGCUAAACCAGAUCACCCAGGUCGGAAGCAUGUUGUUAGCCUGUUGGAUUCUUUCGAACAUAAAGGUCCUAACGGCACACAUGUCUGCAUGGUGUUUGAAGUUCUGGGAGAAAAUUUGUUGGGUUUGAUCAAAAGAUGGAACCAUCGCGGAAUUCCUAUGCCUCUUGUUAAACAAAUUACAAAACAAGUUCUAUUAGGUCUGGAUUAUCUACACAGAGAGUGCGGCAUUAUACACACAGAUUUGAAGCCGGAGAACGUACUGAUAGAAAUUGGAGAUGUGGAGCAAAUCGUGAAGACAUUCGUCAAAGAGGAUACAAGCAAGGACAAGGAAGAUAAUCGAAAUGGCCGAAGAAGACGGCGAACUCUCAUUACUGGAAGUCAACCAUUACCAAGUCCAUUGAAUGCCAGUUUCAAUCAUGCAGAUUUGAUGAGGUUUCCUGGCAGCACUCCAGGUUCCCAUGGAAGUUUAAAUCAAAUGUUGAGCGAUAGUCGUUCUAACAAUUCUUCGCCUCAAAAAGAAAAGGCAGAUGAGGAUAACCACACAACACGAGAGAAGACUGCCGACAUUCUUACAGAUAAGGUCUCUGGUAUAUCACUCGACAAAAACUCUGGCGAAAAGAAAAAGGCAGAGGAUCCAAACCAAUUCGACAUAAUAUCAGUCAAAAUAGCCGAUUUGGGAAAUGCAUGCUGGACUGGACACCACUUUACAAAUGACAUUCAGACGAGGCAAUAUCGAUCACCAGAAGUUAUAUUAGGUUCAAAAUGGGGUGCUUCUACGGAUGUUUGGAGUAUGGCUGCUAUGGUCUUUGAACUUAUUACUGGUGAUUACCUCUUCGAUCCUCAAUCUGGAACCAAAUAUGGCAAAGAUGAUGAUCACAUUGCUCAAAUAAUCGAACUUCUCGGACCUUUCCCAAAAUCCCUUUGCUUGUCUGGCAAAUGGUCGCAAGAAAUCUUUAAUCGCAAAGGUGAACUACGAAAUAUUCAUCGAUUGCGCCAUUGGGCCCUACCAGAUGUAUUGAAGGAAAAAUAUCAUUUCAAAGAAGAUGAAGCGAAGAAGAUUGCAGAAUUUUUAACCCCUAUGUUGGAAUUAACGCCAGAGAAGAGAGCAAAUGCUGGAGGGAUGGCAGGCGCACCAUGGUUGGAAGAUACUGCUGGUAUGAAAGGGGUGAAGAUUGAGGGUCUGGAAGUGGGGAGCAAGGGUGAAGGAAUUGAAGGGUGGGCAUACGAAGUUAGGAAAAGAUAA